CUGCUGCUCCUAUGGUUUAGUCCAGAAAUGGCCGAAAACGCAUGUGCUCCACUAACAACUUCCCGACGAGCUUUAACUAGAGAAUUACUUUAUUAUUUCUGAAGUUUGCGGUUUUCAGCGAUUGUCACUCGUGUUGAGUUAAAGUUUAGAAGAGAAGCCGAGUGAACACUUGCGGUUUAACGAGUCAUUUCAACACAAUGCCUCACAGGAAGAAGAAAUCCUUCAUCAGUAAGAAGAAUGCUGUGUCGUUCCACCUGGUGCACAGGAGUCAGAAGGACCCGCUGGCGGCCGACGAGAAAGCGCCUCAGCAUGUCCUCUUACCUGCCGUGAAGAUUGAGGUGGAGAAGAGGAGGGAGGAGCAGAGGAAGUACGGCGUGUUUUUCGACGAUGAUUACAACUACCUGCAGCACCUCAGAGAGGCGUCUCAGCCCGCAGAGCUCGUCUCCGCGCCACGACCGUACAGAGAGACACGACCUCUGGGUUUUGAAGAAGAAGAAGAAGAAGAGGAGGAGGUGGAGGAAGUAGAUGAGGACGAGCAGGGCAAGGAAGAGGCCCUGACCAUUCCUGCGGCCUCCAUCAAGCUCCCGUCGUCUGUGUUUGCCUCCGAGUUUGAGGAAGAAGUGGGUUUGUUAAACAAAGCAGCUCCGAUAUCAGGCCCGAGGCUGGACAUGGACCCGGACAUCGUGGCCGCUCUGGAUGAAGACUUUGACUUCGACGACCCCGAGAACAUCCUGGAGGACGAUUUCGUCAUUAAGGCCAAUGACGUCGUGUCAGCAGAUGGCAACACUGGAAUAAGAACCAUGUUUAAACACCACAGUGAAGAUGAUGAUGAUGAUGAGUGGGAGGACACGGACGAGGGUGAGAGCGGAGAAGACGACGACGAGCAGAGCUACGAUUCGGCAGGCGGAGUGUCGGAUGAGGACGGUGAAGCCGGCAGGAGACGGUUCAUGUUCAUGGACUGUGAGACGAAGAGUCGCUUCACAGAUUACUCUCUCACGUCGUCGGUGAUGAGGAGGAACGAGCAGCUCACCCUCCUAGACGACCGCUUCGAAAAGUUCUACGAGCAAUUUGAUGAUGAUGAAAUCGGCGCUCUUGAUAACGCAGAGCUGGAAGGAUACAUCGACCCGUCGAGUACAAGGCUGGAGGAGGUCAUCCACGAUUACUUCAAACAGAAGGAGAAAGAGAUCCAGACGCCGGAGCAGCUUGGUCCUCCUGAACUGCCCUCACUGAAGGAAGAAGAGGAGGAGGAGGAUGAAGAGCAGGAAAUGGAGAUACUGGUCAUUGAGGAGUCGCCUGAGGAGAAAUGGGACUGCGAGACCAUCAUCAGUACGUACUCAAACCUCUACAAUCGUCCGAAGCUGAUCGAAGACCCACCCAGGCAGAAGAAGCAGAUUCGCGUGUCCAGUAAGACGGGGAUUCCUCUGGACGUGCUGCCUAAGAGAGGUCUGACUGCCAAGCAGGUGGAGCGCAUGGAGAGGAUCAACGACUCGGACCUGCCGCGGGUCUCCACGCAGCCGCGCUCUCGAGAGGAGAGCACAGACGACCGCAGACUCAGGAAGCAAGCUAUCAAAGAGGAACGGAAGGAGCGACGGAUGGAGAAGAAGGCUAACAAGGUGGCGUUUAAGGAGGAGAAACAGAAGCAAGAGAAGGAGAUGGUCAGCCUGAGGGCUAACGUACAGGGCAUGAAGCUCUCCUAAUCCCCGACGGACCUCGCGCCACGUCGGAUUGAGGCCGUGCUCCGCGAUCAGAGGCGGGGUUUCCCUUUGGUGAUCCGAAUAAAGAGCAGAGCAGUGACGGACAAUCUGCUGGGACGGAAGGAUAUCUGAUCUGGCACUCGGAAUUCUCCUGAUUAGUUGGUAUCCGAUAUUGAAGCGAAGUCCGUUGUUAAUAAUUAACUUGAGUUACAUCUUAACAUGGUCUUAUCACUUUAUCCUCUUUCACCCACUGCUCGCUGGUUAAGGAGCAAUCUACCAUGAAAUCUGGGGUAAUAUCCAUAAAGGAGGAUUACUCGUGUGCUGUUAUGAGUCGGACUCUCAGUUAGGCUGUACAGACCGAUCCAAGCGUAUCUAACAUUACUCCUUAUUGAGUUUCCGAUAGGUUUAUUAUUGAAAUUCAAAUAAACCUUGUUUUCGUGUGCCAAACGUUUCAGGAUGUACAUUUGCACACGACCCGAUCAUACAGGAAACGGUCCGUCCAGGAUCUCAAGAAUUUGUGAUGGCAGAAAUUAACACACACACACACAC
Molecule: messenger RNA, 2243 nt
Organism: Ictalurus punctatus (channel catfish)
Lineage: Eukaryota; Metazoa; Chordata; Actinopteri; Siluriformes; Ictaluridae
Gene: ltv1
Product: LTV1 ribosome biogenesis factor
Exons: 11
Coding region: 198-1697 (499 amino acids)
Biological process (GO): ribosomal small subunit biogenesis; ribosomal small subunit export from nucleus
Cellular component (GO): nucleus; cytosol; preribosome, small subunit precursor
Source: RefSeq, a predicted model, not a curated record